CAACAAGGCUACUUUUAGCCAAGGGUGGUUGAACCAAGCCUUCGCGGAUCAAGGUGGUUGUACCGUUGUCAACCGUAGGGCAGUCCGUGUGCGGUGUAGGAAUCUGGGCCCUAACGGGCCUCCGUAGUUGCCUUUCUAUAGUGGGCGGGGCCGAGGCCGGGGUGACCCUGCCGGAGCCGCCGUUGCCAGCGACAUGUUCAAGGUAAUUCAGAGGUCCGUGGGGCCAGCCAGCCUGAGCCUGCUCACCUUCAGAGUCUAUGCAGCACCAAAAAAGGAUGCGCCUCACAAAAAUUCCAUGAAAGUUGAUGAGCUUUCACUCUACUCAGCUCCCGAGGGUCAAUGUAAAUAUGUGGAGGAGCCAAGGACUCAACUUGAAGAAAGCAUCUCACAGCUCCGACAUCAUUUUGAGCCGUAUACCAGUUGGUGUCAGGAAACAUACUCCAAAACUAAGCCCAAGAUGCAAAGUUUGGUUCAAUGGGGGCUAGAUAGCUAUGAAUAUCUCCAAAAUGCACCUCCUGGAUUUUUUCCAAGACUUGGUGUUAUUGGUUUUGCUGGCCUUGUUGGACUCCUUUUCACUAGAGGUUCAAAAAUAAAGAAGCUUGUGUAUCCACCUGCUUUCAUGGGAUUAGCUGCCUCUAUCUAUUACCCACAACAAGCCAUUGCAUUUGCUCAGGUCACUGGAGAGAAGUUAUAUGACUGGGGUUUACGAGGAUACAUAGUCAUAGAAGAUUUGUGGAAGGAGAACUUUCAGAAGUUGCAUCUCCAGCUCGGACUUUUUAGUGGAGGAACAAUACAAUUUCGGAGCACUUAGUUAUUAUCAGCAGGACCAAAUCAAUGUUGUAGGUAAACAGUGGAAACUCCAGACAGUAAAUCAGUAUUUCUACAGAAAAAUGGCAGAGAAGUCAGUAUUGAAUAUAGUAAACUGGCCUUCUUCUUCAGGAAAAUCUAUAGUAGGCCUUUUCAUUAUCUUGGGUAAUGCCAUACUACAAGUGGACUAAGCUGAAAUCCUUUUACCUGGAGAUAAUGUACAAGCCUUAGAACUCUUAUUCUCAUGUCACUAUUUAUGUACAUAAUUAAAAUCCAAAUUAAAAAAAAAGGUGUCCUGCUUUCUUUACCGAUAUCAUUGAUAGUUUAAGCAUAUCUUGUAUUCAUAUAUAUGCAUAGUUAGUGUGCGUGGUGCAUGUUUCUGUGUGUAUGCAUGUUGUUUGCUAAAGACAACAUUAACUCUUCUUUGGACAGUAGCAGAGAGCAGUCUGCAGAGUUUGAUUCCCCAAACCCAAAGGAGGGCCGAGGAGAGGGACUCUAGGUAAGAGACAGUGCUUUAAAAAUCAACACAAGGAAAUGCUGGGGAGUGAUAUUGGCCAAAUUAUAUUGUUAUAUUGUAUGGAUGUAUGAAUAUGUAACAACAGAUUCCAUCAAUAUAUGCAAUUACAAAACACCAAUAAAAAAUGUGGAAGAAGAAAAAACCAACACAAGGAACAAUAAGUAACACAGUAUGCCUGUACUAAUUAGAAGACAUAACAGAAGAAAACUGUAAUAGUAACCCUUGUUGUGACUGUCAUCUCCCAGUUUAUACAGAUCUUCCAGAUCUUGAAUGGAAGUGAAAUUCAUAAUGAAGUAGUAUAUGUGCUCUGCCAGUGGAUGAAUGGGGAUGUGGCUAUGUGUAUCAGCUCUUUGUAUAGCUUGUGUCCUCCCACUUUGUGGCCCUUGAAUGCACCACAGAUGGAUUUCUCUGUUCCUAGAGCAAGGAUCAGCAGGAGUCUCUUUUUUUGAGUUGUCAACUAGCCAGGAAGGAUGGCAAGGGCAAUAUGAGAGAAUUUAAAAUUUCCAAAUUUUAGACUGUUUUGGAAACUGUAAGCCUUUGAUGCUUGUCUUCAGUAUAAUUCCUAAUUGUUGAUCUUCCAGAAUCGAUAAUGGUUGGGAAGAUAGCCAUGCACAAAUAGAAAUGCAUGUAUUAGUAUUAAAUACUUUUAAUAGAACCAAAAUGGCAGGAACACAGCUGGUAUUGUUACUGAAUUCAAUGAGCUAAAGCAAAGUUGUACAUGGGAUAAUCCUAGUCACCCAGAAAUCUUACUUUUUUGUGUUACUGGACAAAUCAUACAAAUAUAUUAAAGCUGUGCCUAAAUUAUAAAUAUGCUUUCUCCAUUUGUCUUAGGGUUCUGUCACUCUGCAAAGUGGAAAUUCCAUGAGUUUCUUCAUUGAGGUUGCUUGAUCUAUAGAAUAUUAAGAAGAAAUGGCCUAUACCUCAGCAUGCUCUGGAGAUGAUUAAUCAAUAGGUAUUUGAGUGCCUCCUUAAUAUACAAUAUUACUUCUCAUUGCUAAUCCUUCAGUCACUAUUGAAAUGUUUUUUUGAAACCUCUUAACUCCUCCAUUUGGUGGUGGGGUUAGGUAUCACCAAGCUCUACUAUUGUUUGAUCUGUGUUUAGUACAGCAGAGGAAUUAUCUACCAACACAGAUAGCUUAGUUACCCUUUGAACUAUUUUUGAUUUAUGGAUGGUGGCCCAAAGAUCUUUUCCUGGUUGUUUGUAUUCAAGUGCAGCUUUCUUUUUAUAUUUAAUACUUUCCAUGCCUCCUAUGUAUAUUAAACUAUAGGGAAUAUAAAAUAUGCAUAUUUGGGGUUGGGAAUGGUGGUGCAUGCCUGUAAUCCUAGUGGCUUGGGAGGCUAAGGCAGAAGGAUUGUGAGUUCAAAGCCAGCCUCAACAACUUAGCAAGGCCCUAAGCAAUUUAAUGAGACCCUGUCUCUAAAUAAAAUAUACAAAAAGGGCUGGGGAUAUGGUUCAAUGGUUAAGUACCCCUGGGUUCAAUCCCCAGUACCAAAACAAAAAACAAAUGCAUAUUUGGAGGCUAAGGAUGUAGCUCCGUGGGGGAGCAUAGACAGCAUGCACAAGGCCCUGAGUUCAAUGGCCUGAGUAGUGGCCCAUAUAAUGCACCAAAAAAAUAAGUACUUAAGUCCCUAAAGUGUUUCUCCAAUUCUUUAUACUUUCAAAGUGCCAUUUUCUCUCUCUCCUCUCUUGCCUUAUUCCUGAAUUCGGUACAUUUGUACUUUAUUUGUUUGGGGUGCUAGGGAAUGGGCCAAGGUGUGCUUUACACUGGGCUACAUCUCCAGCCCUUUUCAUUUUUAAUUUUUAAUUUUUUUUUUUAAUUUUUGGUGCCAGGGAUUGAACCCAGGGGCACAACAACUGAGCCACAUCCCCAGCCCUUUUUUAAAUUUUUAUUUAGAGACAGGGCCUCACUAAGUUGCCUAGGCCAGCUUUGAAGUCGCAAUCCUUCUGCUUCAGCUUUCUGAGCUACUGGGAUUACAGGAAUGUGCCACCAUGCCCAUCCCUUUUUAUUUUUUUAUUUUUAGCCAGGAUAUCACUGUAUUCCUGAGGCUGGCCUCCUGAGUUGCUGGGACUACAUGCAUGUGUUAUCAUGCCCAGUUUUAUUCUUUUUUUAAGCAUUUUUUAAAUUUUGGACACAAUAACCUUUAUAUUAUUUUUAUAUGAUGCUGAGGAUCGAACCCAGUGACUCCCACAUGAUAGGCAAGCACUCUACCACUGAGCUACAGUCCCAGCCGCCAGCUUUAUUCUUGUUAUUCUUUUUCUGUGCCAAGAUACUUCUAUCUACUGUUAUACUUCUUAUUCCAUCUUUUAUGGUCAUAUCUCCUUAUAAUAAAAACCAUGACUCUCCAUCUACUUUAUCUGCAACAUAAUCAACAUAGUUCUGUAGUUCUAUUUGAAGAACUUCAGGGACUCUGGAGGGAAUGUUAUCUACCUUACAAAUUGACUUAAACUCCUCUGAAGAGAUAAAUGUGGUUUGGUUUGUUCUGUGAUGACAGAUUCCCAAGAAAGAGUGCUUUGUAAAAAAUCAAGAUUGGUUCAGGGGCGGCGGUGCAUGCCUACAAUCCCAGAGGCUUGGGAGGCCGAGUCAGGAGGAUUGCAAGUUCAAAGCCAGCUUUAGCAAUUUAGCAAGGCCCUAAGCAACUUGGUGAGAUCAUGUUUCAAAAUAAAAGAUAAAAAUGGCUGGGAAUGUAGCUCAGUGGUUAAGCGCCCCUGGGAUCGAUACCUGAUACCAAACAAACAAACAACAUCAAGAUUUUCCUCUGCUUCAACCAGAGGAAAGAAAGGAUUAGGAAUACUAAAGAAUGCCUUCACCAAUCUUACCACCUUUAUCACACCUUGAGACAAAAGCUAAGCAGUAGUACAUAGCAGAACCCAGAGCCAGUUGAGCUGACUGACAGUACCACCCAGAGUUUAGGGUAGAGGUGUCUAGGCCUGUGGGUCAGCAGCUUUUGUUCCAAGUGCAAUGCUGGUACCCAGCCCAGUAGUGGCCCACAUAAUGCAGAGCACCUAACCCUAAUGAAUAAAUCAAUUAUGUAAAUACCCCAAAGAAAAUCCAAAGCAUAGGUGAAAUGUGUGUUUUGCAUAUACAGGUGUUAAAAAUAGGACUUACUAGAGGUCAAACAGGAAGUCAAUGAAUGUUAAAAUUAGGCCAUGUAGUGAGUAUUACUGAUUUUUAUGAGUGUGAAACUAUAAUUUAGAAUCCUUGACUUCUGAGAAAAUAGAUGGGACUUUUGUUGUCAUUGUCAUGUUUAAUGAAUGCACCUUGCACUUAUCGUUUGAGAAAAGCUAAAUAUUUAGAGAACACUUUUCUUUGUGGCCAGCAGUAUUCAUUCCUAUUGUAUAAACUGACUAAUAAACCAUGAGUAUGAAAGUUA
Messenger RNA from Marmota monax (woodchuck), 4696 nucleotides. RefSeq names its product apolipoprotein O (gene Apoo). The coding region runs from base 194 to 811 and encodes 205 amino acids. Gene Ontology annotation, cellular component: MICOS complex. Gene Ontology annotation, biological process: cristae formation. The transcript is spliced from 9 exons. The record is from RefSeq and is a predicted model, not a curated record. NCBI's taxonomy places the organism in Eukaryota, Metazoa, Chordata, Mammalia, Rodentia, Sciuridae.